Eucalyptus grandis is the source of this 1133-nucleotide messenger RNA. RefSeq lists its product as uncharacterized. NCBI's taxonomy places the organism in Eukaryota, Viridiplantae, Streptophyta, Magnoliopsida, Myrtales, Myrtaceae. The record is from RefSeq and is a predicted model, not a curated record. The transcript has 4 exons. The coding region runs from base 185 to 505 and encodes 106 amino acids.
AUCCUCAUCUUGGGCCGGGAGAGACCCGCCGUUCACCCGACCCGACUUGAUUUUCUUCCUCUCAUGUUUUCCCGGGAAAACCUUCUUCCCCUCUCUAGCUUUCUCCGGGAAAAUUUUCCGAUCCGUUGCAAACCGUUCAUCGUCUUCCGUUCUGUAACAGAUCUCGACGACCUGCGAGGCUGCGAUGGAGAUUCGCAUCGGAAGAGGCUAUGCGUGGGCCAUCGCCGCCGGAUUCAUGGCCGCUCUCGCCGCCAUCUCCGCCAUCUCCGCCAAGUUCUUCUCCUCUCAGGUCGUUAAGUAUGGUUUUGUCAUACUGUUCAAUGUUACAAUGUGGGGAUGUUAUGUCAACAGCCUAAAGAGUCUCUCGUCUCUUCAAGCCACAGUUACGAACUUUGCGACAAAUUUCCUCACUUCUGGAUUAGCUGGGUUCUUUUUGUUUGACGAGUCAUUGAGAUACCAGAUGAAAGCUUCUGAGAUCAAUGUGGUUGCCAAGGAAAAGAGCUAGUUCGCUUCAUGCAAACCUGUUGUUCAGGGAUUCUUGGCGUAGUCUCCACCUUGCGAUAAAAGGUGUCGAGUACUUCCUAGUUCCUGAUAAUGACUCGAGUUUUAGGUUUAAUCAUUGCUAUCUUGACUCACAUUAUGGUUGUGAUAUGGUUGUGAAAUUGUGAUUAAAAGGAUGCAGUGAUUCGAGAUUCUCACUCCACUUAGUCUAUGAAUGCAGAUUUCACAAAAUUCACAUGAAGUCCCGUUCUUAGUGGUUUGCAGGUGCACUUUUCAUAGUGAUUGGCGUGCUAAUUCUCAGCAAAUCAAGUAUUGAGAAGAAAAGUAGAGUUGAUUGAAAGUUCUCAGUUUAUGAGAGAUACCAUACGCCAUGCUUGAAGGUGACUUAGUAGAGAUCAGAAGUUCCAUUCUUGUGCCACUCUCAAGGAAAGGAGAAAAUGAAGUUGAGAAUUGAGGAUAUAAAGGGUGUUUCCUUCCUGGCCGGUGAUUCCGUGUGAACGAUCACUACUUGUCGUGACUGGCAGCACCAAGGAUGCUAUGUUGUUAAUGCCAGGAUUGCUAUGUUACUGUUAAUGGUGACUGUACAAUAUAGCUACAAGGCAAGCUGCAAAGAAGACAGAUUUGUGUUUAGA